AGCAUGAUGUUAAGUUUCGUUUUCCAGAUUAUCAACUGCUGAUGGAUAUAAAUACAGAGACUGUGCAGAGACACACACAGAAACCAAACGACGUUUCAUCUCAACCACCAGAAACUCGGAAAGUAUCAGAUCAUCGAGCAACAUGAGCAGAUCUACAGAGUGGCUUCCUUCCCUGUGGAUUGACACAUUUGAUGAGUUGCUCAAUGAUGACAAUGAGCUGGACUAUGGAGACCAGUGGAGUCUGAACUUUAACUACACCCAGACAGACCAAGUCACCAAAGAGGAGAGGAAGAGGGGCUGGAAAGUCUACUGUCAUUGUGCAUAUGGAAAUUUCCAGUGUGGAUCCUGCGACAAGACCUGGCCAUCAGCACGGGUGAUCGUGUUGUUCCGCUACCGGCUGCGUGGUGACCGGGGGACAGUGAUCAUGCGGCCCUUUGGACAGGCCUGCCGCCGUUGCCAAGACGAUGAGUUUGACCUCCCUGGUUUUUCCAAGAAAGAGGUGGAGGAAGCUCUGCUCAGGCUGAUUCGCAAAAUCCGGAAGAAUUGCUAUGGAGACGAGGACGACGAGGAUGAUGGCAGUGACUCGUCAGCAUGCUCUACCAAGGUGUACACCAAACCGCAUGAGGCCACCCUGUGUCAGGCCUGCAUCAUGGGCAUCUGCUGUCAAGAUGACUAGAAGAGUGUGUGUGUGUGUGUGUGUGUGUGUGUGUGUGUGUGUGUGUGUGUGUGUGUGUGUGAGAGAGAGAGAGAGAGAGAGAGAGACUGACAAUGAGUUUGUGUGUUGGUUGGCUGGGAUGCUUGUUAAUAGCUUUUUUUCUUAAUAGUUUAAAGUAGUUGUCGAUUAAUGGUGUAGUACCAGCAGGACCAAUAAUAAGAUUGUUAUAAGGAUAUAACUUUGUAUUCUUUUUGUAUUUUUGUUGCUACAAAUAAAGUCUUAAGUCUGACCAA
Larimichthys crocea (large yellow croaker) is the source of this 948-nucleotide messenger RNA. RefSeq names its product receptor-transporting protein 3. NCBI's taxonomy places the organism in Eukaryota, Metazoa, Chordata, Actinopteri, Sciaenidae. The transcript has 3 exons. Gene Ontology annotation, molecular function: olfactory receptor binding. The coding region runs from base 143 to 676 and encodes 177 amino acids. Gene Ontology annotation, biological process: protein targeting to membrane; protein insertion into membrane. The record is from RefSeq and is a predicted model, not a curated record.